This is a messenger RNA of Momordica charantia (bitter melon), 1492 nucleotides long. RefSeq lists its product as uncharacterized. NCBI's taxonomy places the organism in Eukaryota, Viridiplantae, Streptophyta, Magnoliopsida, Cucurbitales, Cucurbitaceae. Gene Ontology annotation, molecular function: protein binding. The record is from RefSeq and is a predicted model, not a curated record.
AGCCACCGACGAAUAGCGGCUUUUUCCGCGUUUGCUGAACGAGCAAAUCCGAGAAGGCGUUCGUAGUGAAAUAGAAACACUGGAGUCCCUGUUCGAGGCGCGCAAGUUCUCAUAAUUGUUUCUUCACUCAGAUCUGUCAAAUCAAUAUCAAUUUCUGAUCUGAAUUUUCAAAUUCCAUCAACUCCUGGAAGUUAAGGAACUCACAGAUCUGAGAAAAUGGCGCGGCGACUUUCACUGCCCGCGUUUUGUCUAUUCCUUAUCUGUUUCUCUCUGCUACACGAUCCCAUUCUUUGUAAAACCCUUAAACGAGAUGUGAAAGCAUUGAAUGAGAUCAAGGCUUCUCUUGGCUGGAGAGUGGUGUAUUCCUGGGUUGGAGACGAUCCGUGUGGUGAUGGUGAUCUGCCUCCUUGGUCCGGUGUCACUUGUUCUACCCAAGGAGAUUAUAGAGUGGUUACUAAAUUGGAAGUUUAUGCGGUGUCGAUUGUCGGUCCCUUUCCCACUGCUGUAACCAAUCUCUUGGAUCUUACUAGGCUGGAUUUUCACAAUAACAAGUUGACUGGACCAAUUCCUCCUCAAAUUGGACGGUUGAAGCGUCUCCAGAUACUUAACUUGAGGUGGAAUAAGCUGCAAGAUGUCAUACCUCCUGAAAUUGGUGAACUCAAGAGUUUAACUCAUCUAUAUUUGAGCUUCAAUAAUUUCAAGGGAGAAAUUCCAAGGGAGCUUGCUAGUCUUCCAGAACUUCGCUAUCUACACCUACAAGAAAAUCGUUUCACUGGACGAAUUACUCCUGAAUUGGGCACCUUGCAGCAUCUACGCCACUUGGAUGUGGGUAACAAUCACUUGGUCGGCACCAUUAGAGAACUUAUACGCUUUGACGGUUGCUUUCCAUCUCUUCGCAACCUGUAUCUCAAUGCUAAUUAUUUUACUGGAGGAGUUCCUGCUCAACUGGCAAACUUGACGAACUUGGAAAUCUUGUACCUAUCACACAACAAGAUGUCUGGAAUAAUUCCUGCUGAAUUAGCACGUAUUCCAAGACUGACUUAUUUGUUCUUGGACUACAACCAAUUUAGUGGGAGAAUUUCAGAUGCUUUUUAUAAACAUCCGUUAUUGAAAGCGAUGUACAUAGAGGGUAAUGCCUUUCGGCAAGGUGUGAAGCCAAUAGGCUUUCACAAAGCUCUUGAAGUUUCAGACACAGAUUUCCUCGUUUAAACCACAUCUCUGUUGUUCUUUAUUCAAAUUUGAAGCUUCUUUUUUAUGUUUGGCCCAAAGGAUUCUUCCUAUUCUUGGAAUUAUAUAAAGAAAAAGAAAUGCUUCUUCCAUACAUGGAAAUGAGCUUUAUAGUUUUCAUAUCCACGAGAUGAACGAACAAUUUUGUUAGGUAUUUUAGUCUAAGUAAUUUGUUGUUUUAGUCCGUAUUUGUGAAUCAUUGAGGAAGCAUUUGUCAUUACAUAUCCAGGUGGGGAUUGAAGUCUUCGACUUUGGUGAUGGUAUA